AUGUCACCUGGAUUGUUAGAUUCAGAAUUCACUUCCCGGCAUACAUCCUCUUUUAUACCACCAAUAGCAUUCCCGAUUGUACCUGGUUUGGGAUCUUCUUCGCCUUCAUCUCUGUCUCCUUCUUCCGGAAUUACCAAACAUCCACACGUAUGGGAUCUCCCCAGCAACACAAACGGGUCUAAACCGAUAUAUUACUCUCACGAGGUUAUAUCUAUCGUAAAUCCCACUCUGGAUCCAACCAAUAUUGUUCCUAACAGUAUUGUAAAUUCAAAUCCUAGUCCAACAAUCAGAAGAUCAUCUGAUCCUACACCAAUGUCGACGUCACAUGGCGUGGCGCUGGGACAUUAUCAUCUAUUACCUCCUAUAGAGCUUAUCGGUACUGGAAAUGGUACGAGCCAAUGGCCAAAGGCUAAACCGAAUGGUCCACGACCACAAUCGAGAACACGAACCACUAGACCUAAAGCUUCCUUCUACAUACUGGAUAAUGACAAUGAGCAAGAUGAAGAUAGGUAUAUCAACAAUUCAAAUCAAUCGUCUAGGUUGUACCAUUCCAACUCUUCUCGUAAAAGGUCGAUGGAGAGAUAUGCAAUCUCACAUGCACAUGCAUAUGGACAAGAGCAACCUAUGCAAUUCCGAGUGGUCAACCCUGAUAGAACUUCAUCUUCUACUUUAUCUUUGACCGAUGAACAUCUCGACGACAACGAGGUCGAGAUCCAAGAUAGAGAGGGAAACGAUAUGAGACGAGGAAGUAUAUAUCUGGAUGGUGAAAUCUCGGAGAUGGACGAAGAAGAGCUAGGGGUCAGAUUGUCGCAAUAUAAUAUGAUUACUGGGUAUAACCAUACCCCUAUGACAGGUGCUGAGACGAACAGGGGGAUCAAAGGCAGACCGAAGAGUUUGAUCGAUAGAGCGAGAACAUUCAUGCUAGGACGGAAUAAAGAUGAAAUCGAAAGAGAUCACCACUACAAGGAAGCUGGACAACGGAAUGUUAAUAUAUUGAAUGAAGAGCCGAGGCCUGAUUCGAGAAGCUGGCUGAGAUGGAACAAACUCGAAUCUGAAGAUAGGAGAAGAGCAGCAAGUGAGGAUUUGAGUAGAAAUCAUAUGGCCCAAACAGAAAGGAUCAGACAAGGAUCAUCAAGUACUGCCAACACACACCCGCGAUCCAGUAUACCACAGAAACGAAUGAUUAAUCCAUAUCCUAAAAUGACAUCUAACCUUGGACUUGAUCCUAACAGCAAGAGCGCCACUCAUAUGAGAACCCCUACGAACACGUGUAAUCAAGUUCCUGUAAAUCCGAAUGAGGUGGAAGCUUGGGAUGGUGGAUUGCCACCUCAACGACCAGCACCCACUGGUCAAUUAUCUUCGUAUAAGGCAGAACCACAGAUGAUGGUGAAGAAGAAAUCCUCGAAAGGAUGGAAAGAAAGAUUUAAGCUAUUGAGAUUAUCUCAAUAA
Messenger RNA from Kwoniella botswanensis, 1449 nucleotides. RefSeq lists its product as uncharacterized. The transcript is spliced from 3 exons. Bases 1 to 1449 code for a protein of 482 amino acids. The record is from RefSeq and is a predicted model, not a curated record. NCBI's taxonomy places the organism in Eukaryota, Fungi, Basidiomycota, Tremellomycetes, Tremellales, Cryptococcaceae.